GGACUCAACGCGAAACACGGAAGCCAUCGGACAGCAGGGGGGGGGACCCCAACCGAGAUGGCACAGGCGAACAUCUCCGUGACCGAGAGCCAGUUCAGGUGUCCGAUCUGCCUGGACACCCUGCGGGACCCGGUGUCCAUCCCGUGCGGACACACCUACUGCAUGGCGUGCGUCAACGACUACUGGGACCGGGCGGAGUCGGGCGGGUUCAGCUGCCCCCAGUGCCGGGAGACGUUCAGCCCGCGGCCGGUGCUGCGGAGGAACACGGUGCUCGCCGAGGUCGUCGGCAAACUCAAGCCGAGCGACGCGCUCCGGGCGCCGGAGGUCUACUCGGGGGGAGUCGGCGAGGUGCCGUGCGACUUCUGCCCCGCCGAGGGCAGGCUGAGGGCGGACAAGUCCUGCCUGGUGUGCCUGGCGUCCUUCUGCGAGCUCCACGUCCUGCCGCACCGGGACGUGGGCACUCUGAGGCGGCACAAGCUGGUGCCCGCCGUGGAGAGCCUGGCCGAGAGGCUGUGCGCCCAGCACCGCCGGGGGCUGGAGCCGGCCGGCGGGGGUCCGGAGGAGGAGGCCGCCGGGGAAUGGAGCGGGGACUGCCCCCUGUGCGAGGCUGACCAGGAGGAAGUCCGCAACAUGGACUCCCAGAGAGCUAAGAGACAGCUGAAGCUCCAGGAGUCUCAGAGGAUUGUCCAGGGGAACAUACGGACGGGAGAGAGAGACCUGGAAGAGUUUCAGCAAAACUUGGAGUCCCUCAAGGCGUCAACGUUGGCGGUUCUGGAGGACAGUGAAGCUUUGUUUGCCGACAUGGCACUCCGUCUCGAGAAAACUAAAGCUGAGGUUCGGGGGAUGCUGGAGGCACAGGAGCGAGUGUCAGUGGGACGAGUGGAACGAGACAUAGACCAGCUGGAGAAAGACCUGCUGGUGCUGAGGAGGAGAGACGAGGAGAUCAGCCAGCUGCUGCAAACUGAAGACAGCGCCCAUUUCAUCCAGGCGGCCCCACUUCUCUGUGUCCCUCUCACCGCUGAUCUACACUCCAGAGCCUAUUGCCUCUCCACUGAGGCCUUCAGCGGCGCUAGAAGAGCACUUUGUCACCUCCGCAGUCGCGUGGAAGAAGUCUGCAGGGAGGAGGUUGACAAAGUCAGCCGCGCAGUUAACGAGAACUGUGCCCCCGGGAGACGGAGCCUAAAAGGUGCCCUAAAUCAUGCCGCAGAGAACUGCAAACCUCUGCAACAUGGUAGGGCUGUGCGGGUCUCGUUCCCUCUGUCCACUUUGUCACUGCAGCCAGCCGAUCAGAGGCUGAGGACAGCCUUCCUCAGAUUCUCAUGCCGUUUGUCACUGGACCCAGACACCGCCCACCCUACUCUGGUCCUGCUCGAGGAGCCUCAGGGUGCGCAUUGUGGCGAGGAUCCCCAGUCGUACCCCCCUCACCCCCAUCGCUUUGAUUCGGUGGCACAGGUGCUGUGCAAAGAAGGCCAGUUCGGUGGCGCCAGCUACUGGGAGGUGGAGUGGAGGGGCGGCGGCUGGGUGGACAUAGGCGUCACCUAUCGGGGAAUCGGACGCAAAGGGGGCGGGAAGCCCUGCCUGCUGGGCCGCAACGAGAACUCCUGGCGGUUGAGGUGCACGCACGCUGGAUACGCCGCUUGGCACGAGAACCGGAAAACCACGGUGGCCGCCCCGGCCUGCCCCAGGAUCGGCGUCUUCCUCGAGCGCCAAAAGGGAGCCUUAUCCUUCUACAGUGUCUCGGACACAAUGGUGCUCCUGCACACGUUUCACUGCCAGUUCACUCAGCCGUUGUACCCGGCUUUCCGUCUGGACCUGGACUCCACCCUGCUCAUAUGCCCCUACGAGGGGGGCAGUGCUAAUAGAAGCUAACAGAGCGGGGGACUACUAACUGAAGGAAAUAUCCUUGGAAACAAGACAUUUUUUUAAUUAUUUCUAACAGAAGUGUCUAUAUCUUUUUUUAUUACCUUUGGCCAGAGGUUUUUUGGGAAUCUUUCUCAGGUUGAGCUACACAGGGCAUGAAACACCUAGAGUAAUAUUUCAAAAGGACGUGUCAUAUAACUCAUAUAGAGCAAAGAUUUUAACUUAAAAACUUAAACAUAUCAAGGAAAGAAGUUAAGUCAAUCCAGUUUCAGUGAAUAGCAGCAGCUUAGUGUUCUUAUUUACAAACGAGGAGAGGAUUAUUGAAUAUAUAUCUAACUGUCCACAAUGGAAAAGAUCAAUACACAGAUUCUCUGAGCAAACAAGUUAGAAUCCUCCUUGUGACAUCCAUCUCCAGUACUACUGUGCUAAUCAGUAUUCUGUGUCAUUGUGGACAGCUUUAUUUACUUUGAAGAAAAUACCAUUAGAUGGUUGUGAAUUGGAAUAAAUUCCUUUCUUUUACAUCAGCCACACUAACUUGUGGCACAAUAUUUAUUAUAAACCUGCACAGAUAACCUCAGUUUGUUAUUGAGGUAAAAUUUUGUAGCAUUAUUCUUAUUUUGCGUCAUAUUUAUGGUAUUUUCUACAUUUCUUUUGUUAUUUUGACUUGGCCGGUUUUGGAUACAACAAACUAAAUAUUCAUUCUUAAGAUGAAAUUGAUUUGUUUGCAAAGCUUAAUUAUCCAGUUUGAACUUUACCAUGUAUAGGAAAUCAAUCAUGUCUUCUUCCAGUACUUUCAAAGAUUUCCCUCAAUGCUUUGUAAACAUUAUAGAUCCUCACCUUCAGUUUAUCCAUCACAUGUGUGUGAUUAAAUUAACCUCGAUGAUUUUUAGGACACCAUGUUCAACAUUCCUUUUGUUGAUAUCCACCAUCUCAGUGUCUUCAAGCUCCUCUUGUAGUCAAGACUGACCUCUUAAUGUUGGACAAUUUAAGAGUUUCAGACCAUCAGUUGAAGGACUUUUUUUUUUCUUUUAUAGGAAUGUUUUAAAUGAUU
Molecule: messenger RNA, 2911 nt
Organism: Menidia menidia (Atlantic silverside)
Lineage: Eukaryota; Metazoa; Chordata; Actinopteri; Atheriniformes; Atherinopsidae
Source: the annotation of a GenBank genome assembly